Molecule: messenger RNA, 2654 nt
Organism: Lytechinus variegatus (green sea urchin)
Lineage: Eukaryota; Metazoa; Echinodermata; Echinoidea; Temnopleuroida; Toxopneustidae
Product: aspartyl aminopeptidase-like
Exons: 15
Coding region: 121-1932 (603 amino acids)
Biological process (GO): proteolysis
Molecular function (GO): zinc ion binding; aminopeptidase activity
Source: RefSeq, a predicted model, not a curated record
UGCCCUACGUGUAUCGUGAUGGCUAUAUCUGGCUUCUUUUGAACUAUUUUUGUUAUUAACCCUCUAAAUUCUGAAUCAGUUUUGUAAUAAAUUACAUAGUGCAUAAAAAUCCCAUAAACAAUGCAGAAUGAAUUUCAAAAUAAUCCUGGCAUGGAAACAGAGGAAAAUGUGAUAGCAGCAGCGUGGGCCCGUGAGAUUAUGCCGACUGAUUCAGCAGAAGAAGUUGUUCAUGCUGAUGAUGGAGAGGAAGAGUCAAUUGAAGGAAAAUCGCCAAAAACGCCAAAGAACAGACGGUGGGGAAAACAUGCAAGAAGAAGGUAUUGCAGGUCUUGGGAAGAAGAAGAGUGUUUCACUCAAUGGUUGAUGCCAGUUGCUGGGGACGAACAGUCUGCUGCUUGCCGAUUUUGCCGUUGCACACUUCGAGCUCAUCACGCUGAUCUCAGACAGCAUUCUCAAACGGGAAAGCAUAAAAAGAACGCCGCUAGAUUCACAAAGGUGGAACCGUUUAUAGGAAACUUUAUCUCCAUGAAUUCCAAGGAAGUUUUGACUGCUGCCACCCAGCUUGUAUCAUUCAUCAACAAAUCACCAUCCCCAUAUCAUGCUGUGCAAGCAUGUAGACUGAGGCUCCAGGAUGCAGGAUUCACUGAACUCAAGGAGAAAGAAACAUGGUAUCUACAUCCUAACCAGAAGUACUUUUUCACAAGGAACCAGUCAACCCUGAUAGCAUUUGCUGUUGGAGGAAAGUAUGCUGCUGGGAAUGGCUUUACUAUGAUAGGAGCACACACAGAUAGUCCAUGUCUGAGAGUAAAACCUGUUUCAAAGAUAGAGAAGCAUGGAUAUGUGUCUGUUGGAGUGGAGACUUAUGGAGGUGGGAUUUGGAAUACAUGGUUUGAUCGAGAUUUGACUGUCGCUGGACGUGUUUUGGUCCGGAAUAAUGACAAGGUGGAACAUAAGUUGGUCCAUAUUGAUCGACCAAUCAUGCGAGUUCCCAAUCUGGCCAUACAUCUCAACAGAGCAGUCAAUGAUGGCUUUGCCCCUAAUAAAGAAAAUGAGCUGAAGCCUGUUUUGGCAACAAGCAUCACUGCACAGCUGGAGAAAGUUGUUGAUGAAAGUAACAAGGAUAUUUCAGUGCCUGCUGCCUUGAAUGCGAAACAUUCCCCUGUCCUGUUAAAUCUGCUCGCAGCUGAACUUGGAUCCUCUCUAUCUGAUAUCAUGGACUUUGAGCUCUGUGUUGCUGACACACAACCUGCAGUAGUUGGAGGAGCCUUGAGUGAAUUCAUUUACUCACCACGCUUGGAUAAUCUCUUCUGCUCUUUUGGUGCAAUUCAGAGUUUGGUGGCCUCUUGUGAAACUUCCAACAGUCUUGAAGAGGAUCCUAAUAUCAGAGCUGUAAUGCUCUUUGAUAAUGAAGAGGUCGGUUCAAUGAGUGCUCAAGGUGCACAAUCGUCAUUGGCUGAAUACUUUAUGAGAAGGAUCUCUGCUGGAAGUCACCAAACAGCCUUUGAAGAGUGUGUUCCUAAGUCAUUCCUUCUCAGUGCUGAUAUGGCUCAUGCUGUCCAUCCAAACUAUGCAGAAAAGCACGAAGAAAAUCAUCGAAUUAAUCUACACAAGGGCCCUGUUCUGAAGAUCAACAGCAAUCAACGCUAUGCAACCACAGCAGUCUCUUCCACCAUUCUUAAAUUAAUUGCAGAAAAGGUUGAUGUUCCACUUCAGGAAUUUGUGGUAAGAAACGACAUGCCUUGUGGGAGUACAAUUGGUCCCAUCAUAGCAUCAAACCUAGGAUUGAGGACAGCAGAUCUUGGUUGCCCAAUGCUCAGUAUGCAUUCCUGUAGAGAGAUGAGCUGCACAACGGGUGUCUCACAGCUUAUCCAACUCUGCAAGGGUUUCUUUGAAGACUUCCCCUCUGUUGAUGAAAGAGUGAUUGUGGACUGAAACUGAUUUUGAAGAUAAGUGCAAUUGAAUACUGCCAGAUUUCAACACAGCAUCCAACCUUACUUGAUAGCUGUAGCACAUCUGGACUCCUCUACUGACUGGCCAGAUUCUCCAUCGAUAUCUCUACCCCUUUUCAUAUCUGACCAAGUCGUCUGCACAGAUAUAUAUUGAUUCAGUACAAUACUUUCCAUUUUUAACUGAGUACUGAAUUAGAUAAAGCUGUAUUUUAUGUAUAUCUCUAUAUUAUGAAAUCUUUAUGAAAAUCGUUAUAUUGUCGUUUUGAUGCCUUAGCAUUACUUACUUGGUUUCUUCUUUUUGUAUAUUUAUUGUUUCAAGUCACUAUUCAUUUUGAAAUUUGUAAAAUAAUUGCAUGAUGUCACAAAUGAAGGCAAAGUGAUUAUGAGAUUACAAAACAUAGCUCAGAAAUUUAUUUGUAUGAAUGUAAUAUUCAACCAAAUGUUCAUUUGUUUAUUGUUUGUUCAUUUUCGGUUGUAAACAUACAAGCAUUUCAAUCUCAUUUUCCAUUCUUAAACCCAAGAUAUAUAUUUGUCUUUCACACCAGCUAUUUUUAAUCCUGAGCUAUCUACUAAGUCAUGCAUGUUGUUAUUACACAGGACAUUGUUUUCCCUCUUUUUUGUAUAGUUGGUUAAUGUGGGUUAGUCAAUCUUGGCAAAAUAAGUUGGUAAGGAGAUUACACUUGACCCAAUUUAUUUGGGGGUCAG